Messenger RNA from Closterium sp. Naga37s-1, 1110 nucleotides. The record is from the annotation of a GenBank genome assembly. Lineage: Eukaryota; Viridiplantae; Streptophyta; Zygnematophyceae; Desmidiales; Closteriaceae.
CUGAGAGCGGCGUCAGCGGCGGAGGGGAGGGCGGAGGAGGGCGGGACGGUGGAGUGGAGUCGCGCGUGGUACGCCGUGGGCGUGACGGCUGACAUGGACGCGACUCGCCCGCACGCCAUCACCAUUGUGGGCCGCCCGCUCGUGCUCUGGCGCGACGCCGCGGGGUCGUGGCGCUGCUUCCUCGACCAGUGCCCCCACCGCCUCGUGCCGCUCUCCGAGCUGUUCAUCACACCUGUUCCCAUCACACCUGUUCCCAUCACACCUGUUCCCAUCACACCUGUUCCCAUCGCACCUGUUCCCAUCGCACCUGUUCCCAUCGCACCUGUUCCCAUCGCACCUGUUCCCAUCGCACCUGUUCCCAUCGCACCUGUUCCCAUCGCACCUGUUCCCAUCGCACCUGUCCCAUCGCACCUGUUCCCAUCGCACCUGUUCCCAUCGCACCUGUUCCAUCGCACCUUUCCCAUCGCACCUGUUCCCAUCGCACCUGUUCCCAUCGCACCUGUUCCCAUCGCACUGUUCCCAUCGCACCUGUUCCCAUCGCACCUGUUCCAUCGCACCCUGUUCCCAUCGCACCUGUUCCCAUCGCACCUGUUCCCAUCGCACCUGUUCCCAUCGCACCUGUUCCCAUCGCACCUGUUCCCAUCGCACCUGUUCCCAUCGCACCUGUUCCCAUCGCACCUGUUCCCAUCGCACCUGUUCCCAUCGCACCUGUUCCCGAUCGCACCUGUUCCCAUCGCACCUGUUCCCAUCGCACCUGUUCCCAUCGCACCUGUUCCCAUCGCACCUGUUCCCAUCGCACCUGUUCCCAUCGCACCUUUGCCCAUCGCACCUGGGCGCAUAGACUCAUCAGGGCGGUUGGCGUGUUCGUACCACGGUGUGGGCGUACCCCUCUACCCGCUGGGUCAGAAUGGAGGUGUUAUAGGCGCAAGCGGAUGCCCACCACAUACGCGGAGGGGCGGCAUGGCGUGUUCGUACCACGGGUGGGCGUUUGCAGGCAGCGGCGCGUGCGAGCUCAUCCCGCAGGCCGCCCCGGAGCACCCCGGCCAGCCCCCCCGCGCCGUGUGCUCCCCGCGCGCAUGCGCCACUGCCUUCCCCGUGAGGGAGUUCCAC